This is a messenger RNA of Leptomonas pyrrhocoris, 2283 nucleotides long. RefSeq lists its product as hypothetical. The coding region runs from base 1576 to 2283 and encodes 235 amino acids. NCBI's taxonomy places the organism in Eukaryota, Euglenozoa, Kinetoplastea, Trypanosomatida, Trypanosomatidae. The transcript has a single exon. The record is from RefSeq and is a predicted model, not a curated record.
GCAUUCCGAACUUAACGCAUUAAUAUAUAUAUAUAUAUAUAUAAACCCAAGUCGCAGAAAAGCUCGCCUUUGUCGUUCCGUAAUCACGCGAGGUGCGUCCUUAAAGAUUCGCUGACAGCUUAUGCCUGUUUGUUCAAAAUCAAGAAAGAUAUUCCUCUUUUAUAACUUUUUCUAAAUCAGGGAUGUCUGCUUGUCCCUUUCCCCGUUUUUGAUUUAUGGACUUUGUCUCCUCCCUUCACUUGCGUGUGACGCUUGUUUUGUCUUUCUUUAACUGUUCUUUUUUUUUUUCUCUCCUAUCGCGUGACAUGAGCGCCCUGGAGCGCCUACGUGUCUCCUUUGUUGUCGAUGAUGCAGUCGUCAUCUGUCUUCAUUAACCGAAAAACGCGUUAAGAGAAAAAAAUGCCCUUUCUUCUUCUUGUAGUUUUCGACUGUUCGUGGAACCGGAUUAUUUGGCUUCCCUCAUUGUUCUACUUCGUUCGCCUUGUGCCAAAAUUGGGGUGUGCUAAGAAUUUUUUUUGCUUGAAAAGAAAUAUAUGCCUUUUGCUGUUUUCUACGAUUAUCCUGCGCGUGGACGUCGCUCGUGUUUGUUGUUUGUUUGCUUUCUUGUUACCGUGUUUGGUUUGGCGAAUCGGCGCAACUACUUCUCUCUCUCUCUCACACUAUAAGAAUGUUUCUUUUGUUUUUUUUCUUCCUUUUUAUAUUCGUCUGACUGACGAUAACACGUGCUUCGCGUACACCACCACCACCAACAAUGCGAGUAAGAAGGGUCACGAAUAUGAGCAAAGAACGACCUUUGCGGGUUACAUCGUGGCGUUGCUCCUUUCUACUGCGCGUCGGCGCCUCCCACUGCUGCCCGAGGUGGCCGCCGCCGUCCCGUACCUCUUUUCUCUUGUUCCUUACUCACGCAUGGUGGAGAGCGCAACUACAGGAAAACCAAGAAAGGUGCACCGAUGCGUGUACGCACACAGAGCUGCGUGUUCGCUCGCUUUCUCCGUUGUAGUGGGACGCUCGCAGGGUUGGGGAACUGCGCGGAAAGAAGAAAGAAAGAAAGGAAAAAGGAGAAGAGCCGGGAAGGUAAGUCGGCACAUGGCCUUUUCCAUCAGGCAUCGAGACGCGCAUACGCCAGUCUUCUCUACCCAACAUUGAGCGCGUCGGAAACGACAAACACAAGGAGGAUUGUCCACUCUCCCCUUCACGAGUUCCGCUCUUUCACUCCUUUUCUUCUCUUUUUAUAUUCUUGUGCUGCUCGCUUCUGCCGCAUUCGGGCACUCGACACGUCUGUCCAGAGGAAGCCUGCGACCUCUCUUGGUAACUACCCUGUCUGCUUCUCGUGUUUUGUCUGCUUCCUGUCGCAUUCGUCCCACAUCCGCUGCGUUACCGCUUUAUUAUUGUUUCUUCUUCCUCCGUUGCCAGUCAAGAGGAAAGGUACAUCUCUUUAUUACGCACCUAAUCGCGGGAGAGCUCUUCCAAAAUAAAUUAUUAACCAUCACAACACCGGUGGGUAAAGGUAGCGAUAUCAAAAGAGCAAGAAUAUAGAAGCUUAGGCAAACCAACCAACCAACAAACGAACCAAACAUGUCGUUCAAGUGCUGUUACCGCGUUCUCGUUUGCAUUUUGCUAGUGGGGCUGACCAUCUGCACCGUCAUCUCCGUCGUCACGCCGCUCUACGCACGCACCGUCACGAACAGCGACAGCGGCACGACAAUCCUCACGCUGAGCCUGGCAAAGAUCGACAACGUCACCACCACCGCGGCUGGCAAUGUCACCAAGACAAGUACGCGCACUCGCAACCUUGAGUGCGAUCGAGCGAAAUCGCUCUACGUAGCCUCCUACGCGCUCGCCAUCGUCGCGGUGGUCUUCGGCGGCGUCAACGUGUUCUUCGCACUUGUGUGGACCAUGGCUCCCUGCGGAUUCCCAUUAGGUGCCGUUGUCUUCUCGCUGACGUUGCUUGCCUUUGCGUGCUCUUUUGUUCCCUUCAUCCUUACCGCCUAUCUCGUCACGCACGCCCUCUGCCCCGAUGCGAUGUCCACGGCGAUCGCCAAUAGCGAAGAGGGCACCAUGAAUGUGAAGCACGGCUUCAUUCUUCUUUUGGUGUCCUUUGCGGGCCUGCUUUUGACCUUCCUUAUACAGGUUGGUGGGUGCAUGUGCGGGUGGCAGCUGGAGCGGCCGACGACGGCCGACUCGCGCCAGACGACGGUCGAGGACUUGUAUCGCGUCGGCACGUUUACCAACCGCAGCGGGUACCAGAGCUCGCCGAUGAGCACCAUUUCUGUGAAGAAGUGA